AUGGCACCUUCCAGUGGCAACUGCCAACCAACCAAGGAAGUAGGAAGCAACCGGGCAACAGCAAUGAGCAGUAUCAAUACCCAUGGAGACACACCCUCAAAGGUUUGGCAUAAAUCAGCCGAGAAACCAUUGAGAUCGAUACUGAUUGCCGUCAAUAGACCCAAAAAUUCCACAACGACCAACCCAGCCAGCAGUAGCACGAGGAAGCCAACCACCCAUAGCAUGACGAAGCCAACCAGCAGCAGUCCGAAAGAGAAAGAGAAAGACGAAGAUGGAUUUUUACCAGUCGAAACACUCUCCAAGCGCCGCCUUUCUCCGAGUCGUCGCGACUCUCAUGCUCCUGCAACCAAACCAGUCAACAACAAUCGGUUUGCCUCCUUGGCAGACGAGGACAACAAGGAGAACACCGCCAAAGAGAAAUGGCAAGCUACUGCCAGCAAGCAACUGAAUGCGGACAAGCAAACGAAUGACCGCACAUCAACUAGGAACAGCAGUAAAAGCAGAAGCCCAUCUAGGAAGAACAGUAGUAAACAUGGGAGUAAGAGCGGCAGUGCCAGCAAUACCAACAAGAAUAGGAAGAAGAACAAGAGCAACAACACUAGUGAUUCUUUGCAUUCUACCAUGAAUUUACAAGAUACCGGAGCAACAACACUAAGCAGUGAAAAUACAACUGACAAGGUGACGACAUCGACGACGAUCAUUGACAAUGAUGGAGUUCUUCCAACAGCCGUGACCACAAACAACAAAAUCAACCGCUCUCCAACAUUGGCAGAAUUGGCGAAAUUCCCUGAACCUACAAGUGACAAAGAAAACUAUGAUAACAAAGAAAACAACACUCAGAAACCUUUAUCAAACCGGGAUCAACUAUUCGUCACUGACAAUCGACAAUGCGAUCGUAACACUAGCACCCCUGACUCGACGUUGGAAGACGAUGUCCUAAAUCAAUUUGCCUCGUUAAAAAUUGCGGGUGGCAAGGAAACACCGCUACGAAAUACGAAACAAGAGAUGACACCAGCAGCGGCAGAAGUAGCAACAAACCAAGAGAAGGCGGGGAACAAUGAAACAACAAGAGCAAAGGCAGUGGCAGCAAUAACCAACAACGAUAUCAAUCUUCAGGUGGCAACUAGGGGAACCCAGAAGCCGGCUGAACCCACGAGUGACGACAAGGUGUGUCACAAGAUUUUGCCAAAAGCAGGAACAACGCGAAAAGCAAAAGUUGCGGCCAUGGCAUCAUUACUUAAAUCCACUCCUCAGCUGACUGCUGCAACACCACCACGAACCGCCAUAAUUCACUUUGAAGAGCCUACUCCAAAAACAAACAAUGCUACGCGUCGAUCCUUUACCUACACAGUGGCGCAGGCAACUAAAGAGACAGAAGAAACCAGCAAACAAUCCAUUCCUACCACCCGACCCGCAGCCCAGCUAUAA
Messenger RNA from Seminavis robusta, 1428 nucleotides. The record is from the annotation of a GenBank genome assembly. NCBI's taxonomy places the organism in Eukaryota, Bacillariophyta, Bacillariophyceae, Naviculales, Naviculaceae.